GCCGGAUUAAGUGAGUUGUGAUAAGCUGCUCGGUGGAUCCAUCAAAGGCAUCGGAGCAGCCUACUGGAUCGUCGAGUAAAAAGAGGGAGGACUGGAUGUCGUACAAUAAGCUUUCCUUUUCCGCUUUCUCGCUACCUGAGCUGUGUGCUCCUCCACAUUCAGGCGGACCUCCGCGGCACAGACGGCAGGAGAGAGCCGAGCGAGGCACGGCGUCAGCGGGGAGAAGCAGCAGCAGAGUCCCUCCUUUUUCUUCUUCGGAAUAAAACCAGUGGAGGCGCCUUGUCGGGGAUUUCCCCCCUUCUAAAUCUAUCGGAUAACUUGGCGUUGUUGUUGUUUUUUUACUCCCAGUACAUGACACCAGGCCAUCGGCUUCUCGCGGCGCGUUGACGCCGGCGAAGAGGCUGCGGCGGCGGCUUGGCGAACAGCGGCGAGUCGCUCUCCUCCUGGAGCUCGGAUGGUGCGGAGGAUUAAGCCAAGGGGGGGAGAUUGUUUGUUCAUGACGGCCGUGCGUGUGCACCAUGCACCGGCACACAACUUUGAGCCGUGACACGUCUCCAUUAAAAGAGCCAAAGAAAAGAUCCAGAAGCCUUUAUAAAUAAACAUUUAAAAAAAUAAAAAUAAAAAAAAAAGAUCCAGAAGCCGGGUGGCAUGCACCACGGGCGGCGCAGUCCUCUGAUGUCACACGGUGCAAACAGAGCCCAAGGCGGCGGGGUUGUGUUGCCAGGUCAUUACUGAACCACCGAAACAGUGCUAAAGUGUCGCUUAUAGGCCGACGACGGAUAAGACUGGGACGCUUUGUUGUUGAAAAGGGAAACGUUGCCAGCGGCGGACGAUAAGCCAGAAGUUCCUGAUGGUGUUCCGGAAGUUGCCAGGUGUGUCCGCGUCAGGUAUGGGGCUCCGCCUGUCCCAGAAGUUCGUCUUCCUGCUCUUCCUCUCCGGCCUGGUCACCCUCUGUUUCGGGGCGCUCUUCUUCCUGCCGGACUCGGUGCGACUGAAGCGGAUCUUCCUAUCCAAGACGGAGAGCCAGCCGGCGACGGUGCGGUCGGGCUCGGAGAACGACGUCCGGGAACAGGAGCACCCGCGAGGGGUGACCUCCGCCAGGGAGAGCCGGGGCGUAGGCGGAGGUGUCGGGCCGAAACUCAGUCUCGGCCCGAAGAAAGCUGCUUCUUACGAGGCCGCCGAGGAGCGCCCGGCCGGAGGGAAGGCUCCGGAGCUUCGGACCUUAACUGGGUCCAACACGGAGGCGGGGAGAGCCACGCCGUCACAGCGCGUUGCCAGCGCCGAGGUUUUCAGCCACCAGAAGUUCAAGGGGUGCCUGCUGAAGCCCGCGCUGGGGAGCGAUGGCGGCAAACCCCAGGACCCCACGACGGACCAACGGCGGGAGAAGGUCAAAGAGAUGAUGAAGUUUGCCUGGGACAACUACAAGCUGUACGCCUGGGGCAAGAACGAGCUGCGACCUUUGACCAAGAACGGCCAUAUCGGCAACAUGUUUGGUAGCUUGAGAGGAGCAUCCAUCAUCGACUCUCUGGACACGCUCUACAUCAUGGGGCUGCUGGACGAGUACCACCAGGCCAAGGAGUGGGUGGAGACCAGCAUGGACCUCACCUCGAACGGCGAGGCGUCCGUCUUUGAGGUGAACAUCCGUUACGUCGGCGGGCUGCUGUCGGCGUACUAUCUGACAGGAGAGGAGAUGUUCAAGACUAAAGUGCUGGAGUUGGGUCGGAAGUUGUUACCCGCCUUCAACACGCCGACCGGGAUCCCGCGAGGAGUCAUCAACCUGGGGAGUGACAACAGUUGGAGUUGGGGCUGGGCGUCGGCCGGCAGCAGCAUCCUGGCCGAGUUCGGCACUCUGCACCUGGAGUUUGUCCACCUCAGCCAGCUGUCGGGUGACCCCGUGUACAAGGAGAAGGUGAUGAACAUCCGGAAGGUGCUGAAUAAGAUCGACAAACCCCAAGGCCUCUACCCCAACUUCCUCAGCCCGGUCAGCGGAAACUGGGUCCAACAUCACGUCUCUAUCGGCGGACUGGGGGACAGUUUCUACGAGUACCUGAUCAAGUCCUACCUGAUGUCGGACAAGACGGACGAGGACGCCAAGAGGAUGUACUACAGCGCCUUGGAGGCCAUCGAAGCCAACCUGGUGCAGAAGUCCCCGGGGGGUCUGACCUACAUGGCGGAGUGGAGGGGGGGCAUCCUGGACCACAAGAUGGGUCACCUGGCCUGCUUCUCCGGGGGCAUGAUCGGGCUGGGGGCUGACGACGGGGCCCCCGACCGGCGCCAGCACUACCUGGACCUGGCCGCCCAGAUCACGCACACCUGCCACGAGAGCUACGACCGCUCAGCUACCAAACUGGGACCCGAGACCUUCCGAUUCGACAGCGGCGCCGAGGCCACGGCGACCCGAUUGAGCGACAGAUACUACAUCCUGCGACCUGAGGUCAUCGAGAGCUACAUGUACCUGUGGAGGUUGACCCAUGACCCCAAGUACAGGGACUGGGGCUGGGAGGCCGUGGAGGCUCUGGAGCGACACUGCAGAGUGGAGUUCGGCUUCUCGGGGAUACGCGACGUCUACACGCUGGCGGACGGUCACGACAACAUGCAGCAGAGCUUCUUCCUGGCAGAGACUCUCAAGUAUUUGUACCUGCUCUUCUCCGAGGACGACCUCCUCCCCCUGGAGGACUGGGUCUUCAACACGGAGGCCCACCCCCUGCCCGUGGUGCGCGAGCACUGCCUGCAGGACCCCCGCCCCCAGGAGAAGACCCCCGCCCCCUCCCCCUGAGGGCCCAGGGACCGUGGUCAAACUCUCAUUCCUUUCCAGCAAAGGAGGUUGUGGUUUCACGCUGUGAUUGUAUAUUCUAAUCGCCAGCAAGGCGGGGAGGGUUUUUUUUUUCUUUCUUUUCAUGGACAAUCAAGACAAAGUUUUAUGCCAAGAGCACCUUUUCUUUCCUUCUUUCCUCUGUGAGGAACCCAAGAUGUUGUCAACAACCACAACAAAAACACUUGUUGACUUCUCUUUUUCUGUCUUUUUUUUUUGUUUUUUGUUUCUUCACUGACCAAAGGUUUGUUCCCCCCCUUAGUGAUCAGAAGAGCCCUACAACAGGGGUGUCCAAAGUGUGGCCCGCCGGUAAUUUUUUCACGGCCCUAAGCACAUUCUAAAAAUACGAUUAAAAAAAUAAAAAACAGAAAGAGUAGUAUAAAAGAGUAAACAGGUAAAAUGUGACAAGAAAAUGUUGCAAUGUUUACUCUAAUAACACAAAGCUGCUAUGCAGGCUGUUAUUUUCUUUAAAAAAAUAAUAAUUAAUCACAAUCAAUGUCACAUUAAAUAUUCCACUUUGAGAUAUUUUUUGGGGAAAAAUGUUGCAUAUUUUGUGUUUCCCAUACAAAAAACAAAGUAGUUUUUUUUUCUAAAGAAGGGCCUAAUAAGAACAAACAAUAAACAUAAACUACAAUAAAAGUUAUAAUUGACAGAUGGAUCUGAAGUUGAUCUCAAGACGAUUGUGUUUAAAAUUCUAUUUGGGGAAACUAUUGCAUAAUUUGUGUUUUUUUUCCAUAGCAAAACAGUGUUUUCUUUGACAAAAAGGACAUACAACUUCAGUCUUUAAAAACAUUAUAAUGACAGAUAGACCUAAUGUUGAUCUACAUAUUUAAACCUUGAAUAACAAUAAUCCAAAAUAAAGACACAUUUUAAAUAUUUUUGACCAAAAUCCUUAUAAUCUCAAAUAUUCCACUUUAAAAUACUAUUGGGGGAAACUAUUGCAUAUUUUGUGUUUUUUUCCCCAUAACAAAACAGGGUUUUCUUUGACGAAAAGGGCAUACAAAACGUUAUAUUGACAAAUAGACCUAAUGUUGAUCUACAGAUUUAAACCUUGAAUAACAAUAAUACAAAAUAAAGACACAUUUUAAAUAUUUUUGACCAAAAUCCUUAUAAUCUCAAAUAUUCCACUUUAAAAUUCUAUUUGGGGAAACUAUUGCAUAUUUUGUGUUUUUUUCCCAUAACAAAACAGUGUUUUCAUUGACAAAAAGGGCAUACGACUUCAGUCUUUAAAAACGUUAUAAUGACAGAUAGACCUAAUGUUGAUCUACAGAUUUAUACAUUGAAUCACAAUAAUACAAAAUAAUGACACAUUUUAAAUAUUUUUGACCAAAAUCCCUAUAAUCUCAAAUAUUCCACUUUAAAAUUGUAUUUGGGGAAACUAUUGCAUAUUUUGUGUUUUUUUCCCAUAACAAAACAGUGUUUUCUUUGACAAAAAGGGCAUACGACUUCAAUCUCUAAAAACGUUGUAUUGACAGAUAGACCUAAUGUUGAUCUACAGAUUUAAACCUUGAAUAACAAUAAUACAAAAUAAUGACACAUUUUAAAUAUUUUUUGACCAAAAUCCUUAUAAUCUCAAAUAUUCCACUUUAAAAUUGUAUUGGGGGAAACUAUUGCAUAUUUUGUUUUUGUUUUUUCAUUAACAAAACUGUGUUUUCUUUGACAAAAAGGGCAUACAACUUCAAUCUUUAAAAACGUUAUAAUGACAGAUAGACCUAAUGUUGAUCUACAGAUUUAAACAUUGAAUAACAAUACAAAAUAAUGACACAUUUUAAAUAUUUUUUUACCAAAAUCCUUAUAAUCUCAAAUAUUCCACUUUAAAAUACUAUUGGGGGAAACUAUUGCAUAUUUUGUGUUUUUUUCCCCAUAACAAAACAGGGUUUUCUUUGACGAAAAGGGCAUACAAAACGUUAUAUUGACAAAUAGACCUAAUGUUGAUCUACAGAUUUAAACCUUGAAUAACAAUAAUACAAAAUAAAGACACAUUUUAAAUAUUUUUGACCAAAAUCCUUAUAAUCUCAAAUAUUCCACUUUAAAAUUCUAUUUGGGGAAACUAUUGCAUAUUUGUGUUUUUUUCCCAUAACAAAACAGUGUUUUCAUUGACAAAAAAGGCAUACGACUUCAGUCUUUAAAAACGUUAUAAUGACAGAUAGACCUAAUGUUGAUCUACAGAUUUAUACAUUGAAUAACAAUAAUACAAAAUAAUGACACAUUUUAAAUAUUUUUGACCAAAAUCCCUAUAAUCUCAAAUAUUCCACUUUAAAUUGUAUUUGGGGAAACUAUUGCAUAUUUUGUGUUUUUUUCCCAUAACAAAACAGUGUUUUCUUUGACAAAAAGGGCAUACGACUUCAAUCUUUAAAAACGUUGUAUUGACAGAUAGACCUAAUGUUGAUCUACAGAUUUAAACCUUGAAUAACAAUAAUACAAAAUAAUGACACAUUUUAAAUAUUUUUUGACCAAAAUCCUUAUAAUCUCAAAUAUUCCACUUUAAAAUUGUAUUGGGGGAAACUAUUGCAUAUUUUGUUUUUGUUUUUUCAUUAACAAAACAGUGUUUUCUUUGACAAAAAGGGCAUACAACUUCAAUCUUUGAAAACGUUCUAUUGACAGAUAGACCUAAUGUUGAUCUAGACAUUUAAACAUUGAAUAACAAUACAAAAUAAUGACACAUUUUAAAUAUUUUUUUACCAAAAUCCUUAUAAUCUCAAAUAUUCCACUUAAAAAUUCUAUUGGGGGAAACUAUUGCAUAUUUUGUGUUUUUUUUCCCAUAACAAAACAGGGUUUUCUUUGACGAAAAGGGCAUACAACUUCAAUCUUUAAAAACGUUAUAUUGACAAAUAGACCUAAUGUUGAUCUACAUAUUUAAACCUUGAAUAACAAUAAUCCAAAAUAAAGACACAUUUUUAAUAUUUUUGACCAAAAUCCUUAUAAUCUCAAAUAUUCCACUUCAAAAUUGUAUUGGGGGAAACUAUUACAUAUUUUGUUUUUGUUUUUUCCAUAACAAAACAGGGUUUUCUUUGACAAAAAGGACAUACAACUUCAGUCUUUAAAAACGUUAUAAUGACAGAUAGACCUAAUGUUGAUCUACAGAUUUAUACAUUGAAUAACAAUAAUACAAAAUAAUGACACAUGUUAAAUAUUUUUGACCAAAAUCCCUAUAAUCUCAAAUAUUCCACUUUAAAAUUGUAUUUGGGGAAACUAUUGCAUAUUUUGUGGUUUUUCCCCAUAACAAAACAGUGUUUUCUUUGACAAAAAGGGCAUACAACUUCAAUCUUUAAAAAUGUUAUAAUGACAGAUAGACCUAAUGUUGAUCUACAGAUUUAUACAUUGAAUAACAAUAAUACAAAAUAAUGACACAUUUUAAAUAUUUUUGACCAAAAUCCUUAUAAUCUCAAAUAUUCCUCUUUAAAAUUGUAUUUGGGGUAAAACUAUUGCAUAUUUUGUGUUUUUUUUCCAUAACAAAACAGGGUUUUCUUUGACAAAAAGGGCAUACAACUUCAAUCUUUAAAAAUGUUAUAUUGAGAGAUAGACCUAAUGUUGAUCUACAGAUUUAAACCUUGAAUAACAAUACAAAAUAAUGACAUAUUUUAAAUAUUUUUUGGACCAAAAUCCUUUGGGGUCCCCAGGAUCAAGCCUGAAUGUAUAUUUUUACACAUAUAUUGUAUUGGUUUUUGAAGUAAAAACAUAUCAAAACGGCCCCCGCUUGCCUUGAUUUUUCCGUGUGCGGCCCUCAGUGGAAAAAGUUUGGACACCCCUGCCCUACAACAACCUUGAUGUCAAGUUUCUUGCUGAAACAACAACAAAAAAAGCUUUCUUUCAAAACAACAAGUCAGGAAAGUGUCUUACAGUGUGCAUCCUGAAACUUUUUUUUAUUUUUUCGACUUCUUUAAAAUGGCAACUUGAGUUUAAUUUUUUUUUAUAAUACUCGUUUCUCUUUUCAAUCAGUCGUGUAAAUACCGAGUCACUCCUGUGUGAGCGUCUUGGUUUUUCUUUGGUGAUCUCGCUUUUUUUUUGUUUUGUUUCCUUCCAAUACUUCAGUGGUGGCUUUGCUUUGCUUCCCUCAGGUGUUUCACUCAGAAAAUGGAGGACAAACAAAACUGAACUAAAACUAAAAAAAAAAAAAAAAUGAUUAAGAUUUUAAGUCUACUUUUUUGCAAAUAUUAAUUAUUAUCGUUAUCGUUUCAUUUAACUUUCAUUGUUGAGUAUUUUCAAAUACUGAUUCAAAAAAACAAAUAAAUAAAAACCUGUGCAACUUUGUACCUUUAAAAGAAA
Molecule: messenger RNA, 7078 nt
Organism: Nerophis ophidion (straightnose pipefish)
Lineage: Eukaryota; Metazoa; Chordata; Actinopteri; Syngnathiformes; Syngnathidae
Product: mannosyl-oligosaccharide 1,2-alpha-mannosidase IA
Exons: 12
Coding region: 851-2776 (641 amino acids)
Biological process (GO): carbohydrate metabolic process; N-glycan processing
Cellular component (GO): Golgi membrane; endoplasmic reticulum; extracellular exosome
Molecular function (GO): mannosyl-oligosaccharide 1,2-alpha-mannosidase activity; calcium ion binding
Source: RefSeq, a predicted model, not a curated record